UCUCAUCCAUAUUCCAAGCAUCCAUGCCGUCAUCUCUAUUCAUCUGAACGCGGCGUAGAUAACAAUUUUGUGUUUACGGUUUCGGAUCUUAAUUCAUCCAAUGCUGACUAAUCGUGCAACACUCAUCCAACUACUCCGCAACUCAAUCCUCAAUGCGAAAACCCUAACAACCACCGCCACCGCGACCUCUUCUAACCGGGACGAGUACUUCACGGCAAUCCACCACGUGUCGAACAUCGUGCGGAAGGACUUCUACAUGGAGCGAACCCUUAACAAGCUCCGAAUAACCGUCACGCCGGAGCUGGUUUUCCGCGUCCUUCGCUCCUGCUCUAACUCCCCCGAUGAGUCCCUCCGCUUCUUCAACUGGGCCUGCUCCCACCACUCCACCUCCUACACCCCGACCUCCGUGGAGUUCGAACAACUCCUCAACACUCUCGCCCGCCACAAAAACUACAACACCAUGUGGAAACUCAUCCACCAGUUCAAGAACCCUAGCAACAGCACCGGCUCCAGCACCAUGUCCCUCUCCACCGAUGCCGUCUCCUCCAUCAUCGAAUGCUAUGGCACUCACCGCCUCGUUGACCAGGCUGUCCAGGUCUUUAACAAGUCGCCUUCACUCUUCAACUGUCCCCAAACUGUUGCCAUCUACAACUCCCUCCUCUUCGCCCUCUGCGAGUCCAAGCUCUUCCACGGCGCAUACGCCUUAAUCCGCCGCAUGAUCCGCAAGGGCGUCUCCCCCGACAAGAGGACCUAUUCCACCCUUGUCAAUGCCUGGUGCUCCAAUGGGAAAAUGCGUGAGGCGCAGCAGUUCUUAAAGGAAAUGAGCGAUAAUGGAUUCAAUCCUCCCGUUAGGGGCAGAGACCUUCUUGUCGAGGGGCUGUUAAACGCAGGCUACUUUGAAUCUGCUAAGGAAAUGAUGAGGAAGAUGGUGAAGGAGGGCUCUGUCCCUGAUGUGGAAACGUUCAAUGUAUUGGUGGAAUCUGUGUGCAGAACAGGGCAAGUUGAGUUCUGUGUUGGGUUGUUUCGCGAAGUGUGUCGGUUGGGGAUGGUGCCCGAUGUUAACACCUACAAGAUUCUGAUUCCGGCUGUGUCAAAGGCCGGGUUGAUGGACGAGGCGUUUAGGCUGUUGCAUAAUUUGGUUGAGGAUGGGCACAGGCCAUUUCCUAGCUUGUAUGCUCCGAUCAUUAAGGCAUUGUGUAAGAGGGGACAGUUUGAUGAUGCGUUUUGCUUCUUUGGCGACAUGAAAGCGAAAGGGCAUCCCCCUAAUAGGCCUGUGUAUACCAUGCUGAUAACAAUGUGUGGUCGCGGAGGGAGGUUUGUGGAUGCUGCUAAUUACUUGAUGGAGAUGACUGAGAUGGGAUUGGUGCCAAUAUCAAGGUGUUUUGAUAUGGUUGCUGAUGGGUUGAAGAAUUGUGGGAAGCAUGAUCUGGCCAAGAGGGUGGAACAGCUGGAGGUUUCGAUCCGUGGGGUUUGAUGGAUCUGAGAGUCAGAAGCUUCCUUAUCAUUCAUUGUGGUGGCUGGUUAGCUUCCCUGCUUGCUUGUGGCAGAUAUGAUGCUAGCUGCAUACAUUGAUUGUAGCUAGCAGGGUGUUGGAAC
Arachis duranensis is the source of this 1596-nucleotide messenger RNA. RefSeq names its product pentatricopeptide repeat-containing protein At5g18390, mitochondrial. Lineage: Eukaryota; Viridiplantae; Streptophyta; Magnoliopsida; Fabales; Fabaceae. Gene Ontology annotation, molecular function: protein binding. The transcript has a single exon. Bases 101 to 1474 code for a protein of 457 amino acids. The record is from RefSeq and is a predicted model, not a curated record. Gene Ontology annotation, biological process: RNA splicing.